Scheffersomyces amazonensis is the source of this 3752-nucleotide messenger RNA. RefSeq names its product Zn(II)2Cys6 transcription factor domain-containing protein. Gene Ontology annotation, molecular function: zinc ion binding; DNA-binding transcription factor activity, RNA polymerase II-specific. The record is from RefSeq and is a predicted model, not a curated record. NCBI's taxonomy places the organism in Eukaryota, Fungi, Ascomycota, Pichiomycetes, Serinales, Debaryomycetaceae. The coding region runs from base 428 to 3622 and encodes 1064 amino acids. Gene Ontology annotation, biological process: regulation of DNA-templated transcription. The transcript has a single exon.
UUUUCUUUUUUUUUUUGGGCCUCGCUCACCUACACUAGCUGACUCAAGUUACUUAAGACCCUACUAAACUUAAUCCAGCUUAUUGGAACACUUGUGGUUAUCCUACAGACAAAGUUGCCGAGUAUUUCAUUCGACUUGUCUGCCUGAAUAAUUUGUACUAAUUAGAUAUUCAUUUACUAGAGUUUAUUGUAUAGUAAAACAUAUAUUUCAAUAUUAUACCAUCACUUCAAACAUUCAUAUCAUCUCCAUAAUCCAACAUUACUCAUUACUUAUCACAUCACCCCUACAUUAUUUUGAAGGAUAGAAGAAUACUCUGACAGUGAGGAGAGUCCUGUUCAACAAUAUUACUUCAAAUUAUUCUUUAUACUUGUUUGGAACUUACCUCACAAUCAAUCAUACAUACAUAUAUAUUGAUUAAUCUGUCAUAAUGAGUUUCUCUGGCUUUUCUAAUAAUGUUGGACAAUUUUCAGAGUCAACAACAAAUAGUCCAUACUUAAGAUCAUCUCAAAAUGUAUCUUUAACAUCUAUCCCAACCAAUGAUAAUGAAUCACGUCUAAGUUUUUUCACACCUGAACCAGAAAAUAUAGCAGUUACAUCUUCAAUAGCUUCCCUUAAUGGAGACAAGGUAAAAUCUUCUACAUCAACCAAACGUCAAAUUCCCGUAACCAAUAAACAUACACAACCUCAAGAUAAUAUAAAUAAAAAGAAGAAACGAAGAGCUAAUUAUCAUGCUUGUGAUGGAUGUGCCUUUAGAAAAGUUGGUUGUGAUGAAGGAAAACCAUGUAAACCUUGUAUUAGAGCAAAAAUAGAAUGUACUUUUAAUAGAGAUAUUGGUAAAUCAGGUCCAAAGACUUGUCGUGCCACUACUUUUCAAAAGAUUACUAAUUAUCAAGCUAUAUCUGAAAUUAGAAAUGUUAUUGAUCCAAGUGAUCCUAGUAAUACUUCAGUAGCUAGUGGUAUUAAAUCAUCUAGUCCAGUUAAAGAUCCAGCCAUUGAAUUAGAAGCUUCAGGAUCAUCAAUAUCUCAUUUAUCUACAAGUAAUCCAACUCCAAUCCCUUCAACUGUUUCCUCAAAUCUUGGCAAUAAUAAUCUUACUUCUAAUACUAUUUUAUCAACCAAUUCUAAUAAUAAUACUAAUCAUAAAAGAGACAUCGGGCCCAAUUAUAGACCAACACCUUCAAAUCUUAUUGAAAAUAUAAAAUUAAUAGGAGAAGAACCAAUUAUUCGUGAUUUACUUCAACCAUUAACAGUUCAAUCGCUUAUUUUAAAUCAUAGUAAAUUAACUGAUUUUUUAAAUGCCAAUUUUGCUAAUUAUUUCAAUUCUCCAAUUAAUCCAAUGGACCAGGAAAUUAAUCUUUCAAAUCAUCAUGAUGAUCCAUUAUUUUUAUCACAAAUUCUUAUAAUUCUUACUAUCAAUUUAUUAAUUACCGAAAUAUUAAUUAAAUUUAAAAAGAGAAAAUUUAAAACAUUCGUUAAAUAUCCUAAAAAGAAUAUGGAUAGAGAUUUUAAAACUUUUAAAAAUUUAUGUCAUUAUAAAUGUAUUGAAAUAUUUUCUUACAUUGAGAUAAAUUUAAUUGUUCCUACAGUAAUUCCUCCUAAAGCAGUUAGACCAAGUGCAAGUGGUAUUGUUGGAAAUAGUGGUAAUAAUAUUAAUAAUGUUCUUCAUUCUAACAGUAAUUCUACCAACAAUAAUAAUCCCACUAAUACUACUAAUAGUGCUUCCACUGCUGCUACUACUACUUCUACUACUACUAUUAAUAAUAAUAACACCACUAAUAAUAUUAAUAGUAGUGGCCAUAAUUUAAAUAAUUUGCAUCAAGUGUUUUAUAAUUUAUCAUUAAGUUGUUUACACCUUUGUAAUUAUUACCAUACAUUGAAUCUCACCAAUACUUUAAAUGCAGUCCCAACAGUUCCUACAUCUACUAUAAAUGAGGAAUCUACUGAUAAUAUUAGUAAUAAUAUUUUAAGAGAUGGAAAUUACGGGAAUGAAAUACAAGAAUAUCAAAAAGUAUUAAAUUUGAAUAGGAGUAUUACCUAUUUUCAAUUAAUUAAUAUUAAGAAUAAACAUGAUAAUAGUUUAAAUAUUAAACUUUCAGAAUUAUUUGAAAUGAUAUUCACAUUUGAAAGAUAUUAUUUAAUAUUUUCAUCAUUUAAUUAUAAUAUGCAUAGAUUCCGUAAUAAUGAUAUUAUAAUUCAAUUGAAUUGUAAUAAAAUUAUGAAAUAUAAACGUGAAAGUAUUAAUAAUAAUUAUAAAUCAAAUCGACUUUUCCAAUUGUUAAAUUUCUUAGAAGAUGGAGAAGAAAAUGAUGAGAAACAUUUCUCAAAUUUAUGUAAAAAUACAAGUUUUAAUGUUAAAUUGAAUUAUAUAGAGGAUGGUAUUUUAUCUGACUACUGGAGACUCAAAAGGAAAAUUUAUGAAUUAAUCCCAGUCCUGGAUAAGACAGAUGAUAAUGAGAAAGUAUUUGAAAUCAUUAGGAAUGGGAUAUUAUUUAAAUUAUUAUUAAUAUAUCCAAUUGGAUUUGAAGAAUUAAGAACUGAAUUAUAUGAAUUAAUUGCUAAUUUAAAUCAGCAAUUACAACCAUCAGAUUCAGAAGUUUUCAAAUUAAAGAUUUCUAAUUAUCAAUUGAUACCACAUUUAUUACAUUUAUUAAAGACUAUUUUACAUAUUGAAGCCAUUAAAAGUAGCAAUCCAGGUAAUAUAGAAAUAGAUGAAUUAAAAUUAGAAUUUUUCAGUCCAGAUAGUGCAAAUCAACUUUUAACAUUUUCUGACUAUUUGGCUAAACAUUUUACAUUUUUCAAUAAUAUUAAUAAAUUGAUAAGGACAGACGCGUUAUUGAAUAAUUGGUAUAGAAACCUAAAAGAAAAUAUCAAUAGGUUAAAGAAUCAACCAAUAAAUCUUAGACUGAAUUUGCAUCAAGGUUCUGGAAUUAUUUCUAAUAAUAUUACAGAAAUUGCAUUACCAUUUGAUUUAGAUACUUCCGCCCUUAUGGAUGGAACUUCUCAUGGUUACACUGUACCUCCAGGCUUGGGACAUGCUAGAUUAUCAACGACCAAUUCUGGUACUAAUGGAACUUCGACUCCUGAAGAUGAAGAUUCUCAAAUGAUGAACCUGUAUUUUAUUCCCCUGCAGCAGGGUUCUUCCCAAGUUGGGCAACUUCAGCAGAAUCAUUAUUCGCAGCCUCAGAACUAUCAUCAGCCUCCAGCAAGACCAAAUAUGAUUGGUAUGUUAUCAUCUUCAUCGAUCACAGCAUCUACAACUUCUUCUUCCAUGAUAUCCAGCUCAAAUUCAGUAUAUAAUCCUCAAAUACCUAUAGAGGAACCAUUGCCACCUGUUUUAACUCCAUUUACUGCCACAAUUGAUUAUAAUGGCAAUUUCGGUAUACCAACAAGUAGUACUGGAACGGAGCCUACAUCUGAUCAGACAGGUUCUGUUCGUACUCCAAGCAAUCCAUUGAAAUUGAGUGCUAGUGCUACUAGUUUGCUGCAAUGGCUAGGAUCAUCUACUAGCUUUUCAAAUUUGGCCAAUAUAUUUUCUGGCUCUGGAGGUGGUGGAAAUAUAAAUAAUAGUAAUAAUACAGUUAAACCAGAAGAAAAUAGAGACAGUAAUCAAUUUUUGUUCUAGUAACAAUAAUUAUUACGGGUAGAAUAGUAAUUGUUCUUGGUCUGUCACGACGGAGCCAAGUACUAAUAUACAAUAAUUUGUUUAUGUAUAUAUUAGAAUAAUUGUAAAGCAAUAUACAAAUAAUCCGCAA